Molecule: messenger RNA, 3012 nt
Organism: Odontomachus brunneus
Lineage: Eukaryota; Metazoa; Arthropoda; Insecta; Hymenoptera; Formicidae
Product: ATP-dependent RNA helicase dbp2-like
Exons: 6
Coding region: 312-2135 (607 amino acids)
Cellular component (GO): cytoplasm; nucleus; ribonucleoprotein complex
Molecular function (GO): RNA helicase activity; ATP binding; RNA binding
Source: RefSeq, a predicted model, not a curated record
CUUUUAAGACUUUUAAAUUGAUAUACGCAUUGGGAUUAUUCGAAAAUAAAUGUCGAAAGAUAAACACUUCCACACGAGGUCUUUCGCAGUGAUACGAGUAGUCAGUUGAUCUUAUAAUACCGAUCCUCAAGAGGACUAUUUGUCGUCAGCGUAUGACGCCGGCCACGCCACUUCAUUCACGUUCAUUACGAACAUCCUGUACGUCAGAUCGCGAAACUGAGUAAUCGACGGGAUCGCAUCCAGUGUAAAGAAAUUCAAGUAUCGCUGAUAAAUCGCUCCUUCUCCUAUCUCUUCAUCUUCUAUAGUCUUCAAUGGCAUAUCGUGACCGCGAACGCACCGACAGACGAGGCGGUGGUGCACGUGGAGGCGGUCGAUUCGGUGGACGUGAUGGCGGCGGAGGAGGCGGAGGCGGCGGCAGUAGAUUCGGCGGCAGCAGUGGAAGCAGAGAUAAUGGUUUCGGCAAUAGCAGCUUCAAGAAUCGUCAACCUGGUGAACGUCUUCGCAAGCCACGAUGGGAUAUGAGCACGUUGCAGCCGUUCAGGAAAGAUUUUUAUCAGCCACAUCCGAAUGUAAUGACAAGGAGUCUCCACACGGUAGAGGCUUACCGCGUUAAUAAAGAGAUUACGGUGAAGGGGACUAACGUUCCAGGUCCUAAUAUUUAUUUCGAAGAAGGUGGUUUCCCGGACUAUGUUCUCAAUGAAAUACGCAGGCAGGGCUUCGGUGAACCGACUGCAAUUCAAGCGCAAGGUUGGCCUAUUGCUUUGUCCGGUCGCGAUAUGGUCGGUAUAGCGCAGACAGGCUCGGGAAAGACAUUGGCGUAUAUAUUGCCUGCGAUCGUACACAUUAAUCAUCAACCUCGAUUGAGCAGAAACGACGGACCGAUUGCCUUGAUUCUUGCGCCAACCCGAGAAUUGGCGCAACAAAUUCAGCAAGUGGCAUCGGACUUUGGCAUGUCUUCGCAAGUGCGAAACACGUGUAUCUUUGGCGGUGCACCCAAAGGACCACAGGCACGUGAUCUCGAACGUGGAGUGGAAAUUUGCAUCGCUACACCAGGACGUUUGAUAGACUUUUUGGAACGUGGCACUACAAAUUUACGUAGGUGUACGUAUCUAGUUCUGGACGAAGCUGAUAGGAUGCUUGACAUGGGUUUUGAGCCACAAAUUAGGAAAAUUGUAGAACAAAUACGACCCGAUCGUCAAACACUUAUGUGGUCCGCCACAUGGCCAAAAGAAGUGCGUAAUCUUGCGGAAGAAUUUUUGACGGACUACAUACAAAUCAACAUUGGUUCCCUGCAACUGGCUGCCAAUCACAACAUCCUCCAGAUCGUAGACGUGUGUGAAGAAUACGAGAAAGAGAGUAAACUUAUGAAACUACUGGAGGAGAUUUCCAACGAACCGGAAAAUAAGACUAUAAUAUUUGUGGAGACUAAGAGGAAAGUGGAUGAUAUAACAAGAGCUAUUAAUAGAUACGGGUGGCAAGCGAUUGGCAUCCAUGGAGACAAAAGCCAACAAGAGAGAGACUAUGUACUAAACCAGUUCCGGAAUAGCAGAUCAGCGAUCCUAGUGGCUACUGACGUGGCGGCAAGAGGUCUAGAUGUCGAGGAUGUCAAAUUUGUGAUUAACUUGGACUAUCCGUCCAACUCUGAGGACUAUGUACAUCGUAUCGGACGUACGGGCCGCUCGCAACGUACGGGAACAGCGUAUGCCUUUUUCACGCCCGGCAAUGCGCACAAGGCUAGUGACUUAAUUCAAGUUCUCGAAGAGGCUAAGCAAGUUGUCAAUCCGAAACUAUACGAGCUGUCGAGGAAUCCCGGUAUUUAUAAGAGAGGCCGAUAUGGAGGUCGCAGCGGAGGUGGCGGACGAGGAUCCAGCAGUCGUGGUGGUAGUUCACGUGGAUCCCGUGGUGGCCGCGAUGCACCAGAUAGAAGCAGAUUCGAUCGUUCUGGUGGAGGAAGUGAUCGAAGCAAAUGGGGUGGGAGUAGCAGUGGUGGAAUAACCGGUGGAGGAUACGGCGGAAAAUCCUUCCCCCAAAAUAAUUUUGGAAGUGGAUCUGGUGGUGGGUCGAGUAGCUACAACCAAAACAGCGGCGGAUAUGGAAGUAGCGGUGGCAGUUACAGGCAACAAAACGGCUAUUGACUUCGCGAUCUUAAGUGUGGACAUUAGAUCUGUUUAUUUCAGCACCAUCUUCUGCACUCAAUUCUUUCAUUGUUUUCUUUUUUCUUUUUUAAUUUAAUUAAGAUUUUACGUUCUAUUUGGAGUGCGAAAGUGAAAAAUGUUAGAUGUGAUUGAUAGUAUCCUGCAGGAACGGGGAAUGAGAAAAGGAGAUCCGUGAGAGAUGUCCAUGAUAGUUGUUCAUUGUUUUCCGUCUUUUAGCAUGAUCGUGUUCAAGUGUAGGAAAGAAAUUGCACAUUUGAUCGCGUUGUGUCAUUUACAUUCUCAAGAACAUUAGCUUUCUUUCAUCUUUUUCCAAUAAGCGUAAGGACUGUACUAGUUAGAAUAAUUGCAAAUAAUUGCACGUAUUAAAUUUAGACGAGCUUUCAACGAUGUAAUAGUAUUACAGUGGAAUAAAGCGUAAGAACCAAGCGGGAGAAGACCGAAACAGCGCGUUUUUCUUUGCGUUUCUUCCCUGUUUUGAUCUUCCUUCAGCGUCAAGUAUGUAUCUCGCGUCUUUACUUUAAAUUUUAAGAGUGAAUUGUAACUUGUGUAAUUGUUUAAGUUCUAAUGAACAAUAGGAAAAAGGCUAUUUUUUAAAUAAGUAAUUUUGACACUCAUAUGAAUCUUUCUGUUAUAACCGUGUUCUCUCCGUGUUAAACUUAUAAACGUUUAAUAGGCUGAACAUUGCAACAAGCGAUCACUCGUCCGUACGAGUUCGUCUACAUGAUAUUUGUAGAUAUUAUUCGUAAUGAAAGUGUUAAGAAUUUACUCUACGAAUCACAGCGAAGUAAAAAUGUCAAUAUAAAUAUUGACCGAGAUACUCUCGUCGGCCACUGAUUAUUAAAAGUAGUAAAUUGAG